Messenger RNA from Scleropages formosus (Asian bonytongue), 2139 nucleotides. RefSeq names its product doublecortin-like kinase 3 (gene dclk3). The record is from RefSeq and is a predicted model, not a curated record. Gene Ontology annotation, molecular function: ATP binding; protein kinase activity. NCBI's taxonomy places the organism in Eukaryota, Metazoa, Chordata, Actinopteri, Osteoglossiformes, Osteoglossidae. The transcript is spliced from 4 exons. Gene Ontology annotation, biological process: protein phosphorylation; intracellular signal transduction. The coding region runs from base 1 to 2139 and encodes 712 amino acids.
AUGGCUGCCUCUUCACUCAUUUCAGGGCAGCAUGCGCCCGUCCCCAGGAGCAGCACCCCCCCCAACGGCUGGACCGGCAAAGGCCAAGUCUGGGACUCCUGCAGACCGCUUGGAAAGCCGCCGUACGUACCAUGCCGCUCGGAUGAGGCGUACCGCCCGGCCCCCGGGGGCUUCGCUUUCCACACCACCCAUGCGGAAAACAGCCCCCUGCGGCCCAGGAUCGUGACCGUGGUGCGGGCCGGCAGAGGAGGGCCAGCAAGCGAGACAGGAGGGAGGCAGCUGAGGAAGAUCACCAUCCUCCUGAACCGGCGUGCCGUGCAGACCUUCGAGCAGCUGGUGGCCGACAUCUCGGAGGCGCUGGGCUUCCCGCGGUGGAAGAACGACCGCGUCCGCAGACUCUUCAGUCUCAGGGGCCGCGAGAUCCGCAGCGUGUCUGACUUCUUCCGCAACGACGACGUGUUUGUGGCGGCUGGGAGGGAGCGCCCGUCUUCAGGGGAGGUGCAGGAGGUGCUGGAAGAGCUCUUCCCAGACAGCUCCUGCUUUCAUAGCACGGUCCUGCAGGCCUGGGAGAGGCUCCUCCGGCCGCCGGUCAAGACCUCCAAGACUGACAGCGGCUUCCAGGAGGAGCCAGAGCCUGUGCAAGGAUGGCCCGUGGGGGUCAGGGCCGCCGGGAACGGCUCCUUGAAGAGCAGGGACAGAGCCUUCCAGAGCAGGAGGCAGAUGCACAAGUGUGAGCAGGUGAGAGCAGAGGGACGGGGAGGGAAGUCACGGGUCAGGAACGUGAAGGAUCUUUUCCCUGCAAAGGCCAAAGCAGAGAAGGCUGACGGCACACAGGUGCCGUGUCGAGCGGCACGGUCCCACAGAGAGCCGCUUGUGCCCAUCACAGCAGAGCGAGUGCUGCCUGCUGUGGGUGUUCAGGACACAGAGGCUGUCGGGGUCCCGGAGGAACAGCAGGUAAGAAGCGAGGGGGCUGGAGAAAGAACAGGGCAGAGCACUUGCCAUCCACAGAAGCUGCCAGGGGAUGUGGUGACUUGCGGUGUCAGUCCCUCCGUCCCCGAAACAAAGGGGACAGCGAGUGAGGGGGAGGCGGAAUGUGGAUCAACCUCUCCUGGAAUUCCCCAGGCUAUGACCCAAACAUCUGCUGAAGCUCACCAGGAAAGUGUCUCUCCAGCAACGGAGAACAGCUCCGAGCACAAGGAGCGGCCAGAGCGCCCCCUCCUGGAAGGCACGGGAGCGAUGGAGUCUGAGGCCGAACUCCCGGACUUUCUCCCGGCAGGACCGGUCCUCAGCCAGAGCGACCUUGAGCGACACUACGAGAUUGGGCGCGUUGUUGGAGACGGGAACUUUGCAGUGGUGAGGGAGUGCCGCCGGCGGGACGCGGGCACAGGGGCCACCCCCUUCGCCAUGAAGAUCAUCGACCGUGCCAAGCUGCGUGGCAAGGAGCACAUGGCCCAGAACGAGAUCUCCAUCGCGCAGAGCCUGCGCCACCCCAAUGUGGUGCGAUUCCUGCGGCACUAUGAGACCGCGGAGCGCAUUUACCUGCUCAUGGAGCUGGUGGCUGGUGGAGACCUCUUUGACGCCAUCACCGAGAACGUCAAGUUCCCAGAGGAGCUCGUUGCUUGCCUACUCCGAGAUGUGUGUGAGGCGCUUGCCUACAUCCACGCAAAGUGCAUCGUACACAGGGACCUGAAGCCAGAGAACCUGCUGGUGCAGCGCAACGCAGACGGCAGCACCACGCUGAAGCUGGCCGACUUUGGCCUGGCCACGGUGGUGACCGAGCCCAUCUUCACCGUGUGUGGCACUCCCACCUACGUGGCCCCAGAAAUCCUAGUGGAAAAAGGCUACGGUCUGCCGGUGGACAUGUGGGCGGCAGGCGUGAUCGCUUACAUUCUGCUGUGUGGCUUUGCGCCGUUCCGCAGCCAGGACAAGGACCAGGAGCGGCUGUUCCAGCUCAUCCAGCAGGGGGAGUAUGAGUUCUUGUCACCGUACUGGGAUGGCGUGUCUCCUGGUGCCAAAGACUUCACCGGGCAUCUGCUUGUGGUGGACCCCCAGACGAGGAUGACGGCCAGAGCGGCACUUCAGCAUCCGUGGCUGCAGGGCAGAGGUCACCCAGGUCACACGGGUCACGCUGAGCACUGA